GUCAAUAUUAAAUUCUUUGAUAAAAUAAAACAAUUAAAAAUAAAGUAACGAAGAAGAAAAAUCAACUCCAAAUAAACAUAAAGAAAGUCAAAAAACAAAUUUUACAACUGGAUCAAUGAAUACGAUUUCAGAAGAUAGUGACUUUUCUAGUUUACUUGGUAAUAAAUUUAGCUAUAAAAACAAUAAAUUUUAAAUGGUUACGCAUUUAAUUAAUUCUUAACAUAAGCAAAUAUUAAAUCAAACAUAUAAUUCGUAAGAAAAUUUGGAUUCUAAUAGUGAAUCUUCUACUUCUUCAUUACUUUAUAAAAAUAACGGAAGUGCUUAAUAUCAUAAACUAGCAAAUUCUUAUUUAUUUUCUGAUAUUUUUUAAUCGCCUACUAAAUUUAAUAGUUUGAUAUUAUUUUAAUAGUCUGAAAAUAAUUCCUAAUCUAAUUCUACUUAUUGUAGUUAAUAAUUAAAUGCUUCUUUAUAAAAAAUAUAUUAAUUUUUAAAUGUCGAUUAGUAGAUAUAUGAUAGUCAAACUUUAAAUGAAAUUUAAUGUAUUUUAUUUAAUUCGAAAUUUUUGAAUGAUUUCUAUGAUAAUAUAUUAAGUUAUUUUUCGAUAAAUUAGGAAAUUGUACCAUUUUUUAAUCAAUAAGUACUUUAAAAUAUGAUUUCUCAAAAUAUUAAUGAAUAAUAAAAUAGUUAUAACGAAAAAUACUAUUCGAUAGUAAUACAAGAAAAAAGCUUACAUAUAUUUAAUAUAAUAAAUGACUUAAUAUUUUAAACAAAAUAGAAACAAAUAAAAGCAUUCAUUAUAUUAACAUUAGAUUAUAUAAUAUCUCCAUUAACAUUUAUUUUUUAUUUAAUAUUUAAUGUAAAUUUGUUUGUUUUUUUUUUGUUUUUUUGUUUUUUUUAUAAAAAUAAUAUUUUUAUUUUUUAACUUAAAAAAAAAAUAGUUUUUUGUUAAAAAGAACCAAUUGGAUUAUGUAAAAGUGAAAAAGAAUAAUUCGAAAAUAGAUAAAAUUUAAUUUCUUAAAAUAUAAUCUAACUUUUAAAUGAUUUUAUAGAUUUAAGAAACGGAGAUUUUCUACAAACAAAUAUUUUGAGUUUAUUCUUGUUAAAAAUGUUAAAAUAAAGCACAGAGUUUAAAAAUACUAAUGAAAUUUUACAAAAAAUAAAAGUUAAAUAUACUGAAUAUGAGAUAAAAAAGAAAAAAUCAUCUAUAAAUUCAAAUCCCAUCAAUAUACCAAAAAUGAAUAUUGUUAUAUUUGAUGCUAGACCCCUUUUAAUUUAUAGUGCAGAGUUAAUAACUAAUGUAUUAUGUAUAAUGGACGCGAAAUGGUUUAUAGGACUAAAUUUAAGUGUUUUAUUAAGGUCUAAGUGUCAAGAUAGACUUAAAGAUACCUAUUUAUAAAAUAUUCAAGUAGAUUUAAUUAUAUGGUGUAUUGGUUUACUUUUGUAGUUUUGUCAAAGAAAGACGAGCAAGUGA
This is a messenger RNA of Ichthyophthirius multifiliis, 1471 nucleotides long. RefSeq lists its product as hypothetical. The transcript has 4 exons. The record is from RefSeq and is a predicted model, not a curated record. NCBI's taxonomy places the organism in Eukaryota, Ciliophora, Oligohymenophorea, Hymenostomatida.